CCGCUCUUGAGCGGCUUUCGGCCAAAUCAGCUUUGCCGUGAAUUUCCGAAGGCCCGCUUAGUCAUCCAGAUUCCGGCGUUCGGUUUGCGGCAAACAACUUCUCCCCUCCGAAAUAUCAUGAGAAACAGGAAAUCCAAAACGCAAACCAACCCAAUUAUACCCAUUGAUCUCACCUGGCAAGGUUCUCUUGUACGAACCAGGAGGCUAGGAAAGAACCAAACGAUAUUGAAUUCAACGGAAGCUUCCUCCUGUCUUACCAUCAGCCAUGAAUUCCGUUCUUGCUAGAAACUCCAUUCUUCGGGCGGCCGCUCCGCUGCGACCUCAACCCGUUUAUCGGUCACAGCUCUCAGCACUUUCCCGGCUUCUUUCUACGCUUGCGGUUCUUGAGCAGCGCGAUGGAAAGAUCCAAGGUUCCUCCCUCUCGGCGAUCACUGCUGCACAGAAACUGGGCGGCUCCGUAACUGCUUUUGUGGCAGGCGGUGGUGUGAAAAGCAGUGCGGCGGCAGAGGCUGCAAAGAUUAAGGGUUUGGAUAAGGUUGUUGCCGUGGACAAUGCUGCUUAUGACAAGGGAUUGCCCGAGAACUAUGCUCCCCUUCUUGUUGAGAAUAUCAAGAAGGAAGGAUUUACGCACAUCAUCGCUGCUCACAGUGCUUUUGGCAAGAAUGUUUUGCCCCGAGUUGCAGCACUCCUAGACGUCCAGCAAGUAUCUGAUAUCACGGCCAUUGAAAGCGAAGAUACUUUUGUCCGACCCAUUUAUGCCGGUAAUGCUAUUCUGACCGUCCAAUCCACGGAUCCCGUGAAGGUCAUCACAGUCCGAGGAACCGCAUUCCAAGCAGGCGAAACAACAGGGGGCUCGGCAGAAAUCAUUGAUGGUGCCGAUCCCAACGUACCAUCCCCCACAGAAUGGGUAUCGGAGGACUUAGCCAAGUCUGACCGCCCUGAUCUUGGCACUGCUUCCCGCGUCGUCUCUGGCGGACGGGGUCUUAAAUCGAAAGAGGAAUUCGACAGACUGAUGCCGCCACUCGCGGAUGCUCUGGGCGCUGCCAUCGGUGCCUCUCGCGCGGCGGUUGACAGCGGUUUCGCGGAUAACAGUCUUCAGGUCGGCCAGACCGGUAAGAACGUUGCGCCUGAACUAUACAUUUGCGUGGGUAUCUCUGGAGCCAUCCAGCAUCUUGCCGGUAUGAAAGAUAGCAAGGUCAUUGCUGCAAUCAACAAGGAUCCCGACGCGCCGAUUUUCCAGGUUGCAGAUGUUGGAUUGGUAGGAGAUCUAUUUGAGAAGGUACCCGAAUUGACUGAGAAGCUGAAGAAGUGAAAAUAGCUGUAUUUUGUUCUCCAUUUAUUCUUUGUUUUACAUAUAUUUAUAUUUUUAUGGUUUUCACUUGUUUCCUUUGGAGUCAUUGAUAGCAUUCCCACGUUUUCUCCUUUCUUUCUCGCUUCCUUAUUAGAGACAAUUUUUCUUCAGAACAAUUGCCUGUACUGAAAUCGCUGUUCAUACUUAUGUACAGUACAAACAAAGAUGCAUUGCAUGAAUAAAAGAAACAGUAUUCUGGAGUUUUGGUAGGUGAUUCGAUCGGUAUAAUUUCCAAAUGAUUUGCAUGUCAUCACAACAAGACGGUGUCGUGGUGUAGUUGGUUAUCACGUGAGUCUAACACACUCAAGGUCCCCAGUUCGAGCCUGGGCGACAUCA
Molecule: messenger RNA, 1687 nt
Organism: Blastomyces gilchristii SLH14081
Lineage: Eukaryota; Fungi; Ascomycota; Eurotiomycetes; Onygenales; Ajellomycetaceae
Product: electron transfer flavoprotein alpha subunit
Exons: 3
Coding region: 266-1312 (348 amino acids)
Cellular component (GO): mitochondrion
Molecular function (GO): flavin adenine dinucleotide binding; electron transfer activity
Source: RefSeq, a predicted model, not a curated record